AUGAUUGUACAGUUGAUGAACCUUAAGGAGACGGAGCUCUGCCUUGGCCUUCCCGGUGGCGCUGAAACCGUGGAGAGUCCGGCCAAGUCAGGAGUGGGGAACAAGAGAGGCUUCUCUGAGACAGUUGAUCUCAAACUCAAUCUUCACUCUAAGAAACAAGAACCUAUGGAUCUCAAUGUCGCCGGAACUUCCAUGGAGAAGACUCUCCUCAAAGAUCCUGCUAAGCCUCCUUCUAAAGCACAAGUGGUAGGUUGGCCACCGGUAAGGAACUACCGGAAGAAUAUUAUGGCUCAUCAGAAGAAUAGUGAGGCAGAGGAGGCAAUGAGCAGCGGUGGAGGAGGAGGAACCGUCGCCUUUGUGAAGGUUUCUAUGGACGGAGCUCCUUAUCUUCGAAAAGUUGACCUCAAGAUGUACAAUAGCUACAAGGAUCUUUCUGACGCAUUGGCCAAAAUGUUCAGCUCCUUUACCAUGGGGAGUUAUGGAGCACAAGGAAUGAUAGAUUUCAUGAACGAGAGUAAAGUGAUGGAUCUGUUGAACAGUUCUGAGUAUGUUCCAAGCUACGAGGACAAGGAUGGUGAUUGGAUGCUCGUUGGUGAUGUUCCCUGGCCCCCCAAGGGCAAUGGAGAAGUGCAAGAACAGAUCCUGAACAAAACAUGA
Arabis nemorensis is the source of this 657-nucleotide messenger RNA. NCBI's taxonomy places the organism in Eukaryota, Viridiplantae, Streptophyta, Magnoliopsida, Brassicales, Brassicaceae. The record is from the annotation of a GenBank genome assembly.